Ostrea edulis (European flat oyster) is the source of this 3634-nucleotide messenger RNA. Its product is annotated as histone H3-like. The record is from RefSeq and is a predicted model, not a curated record. The transcript has 2 exons. Gene Ontology annotation, molecular function: DNA binding; protein heterodimerization activity; structural constituent of chromatin. Bases 790 to 1560 code for a protein of 256 amino acids. Lineage: Eukaryota; Metazoa; Mollusca; Bivalvia; Ostreida; Ostreidae. Gene Ontology annotation, cellular component: nucleosome. Gene Ontology annotation, biological process: nucleosome assembly.
AAAAAUGACUACUUUUGUCUUAUUGGUAUUAAUUUCUAAGCACCAAUCGUUGCAAUAUUUUUCAAGUAAGUUUAGUUUGUUUUGUAGUCCAUUUUGGUUUUCUGAAAGCAGUACAAGAUCAUCCGCAUAUAGAAGAGAGGUGAUUUUCUUUCCAGAAAGAUUGUAUAUAUUUCUAUAGUAAAGUAAAUAGAUCAGGAUUUUUGUUUUGUUUUAGGCGUGUGCUUGUGUUCUUAAUAUUGUGUAAGCCCAUUCCAAAUCGUUCUACGCAAUCGUUAAUGUCUACCGCUCGCUUUUGAUACCCGAUGUGUACGACCCCCGGAUGUUUUUCAAAAAUUCUGACCGACAUGAUGUUUUCUACAGCAAAAGGAAAACGAGCGUGCCUUCUUUCAAGCUUUGAAAGGAAAUCAAGCAACAGUGAUAUUUGUUAUCGGCCACUGGAAAAAAUUACCCAAUUUUAAUGAAUGAACGGACUUGCAAAUCGCCGGUUGAGGUGUCUAUAUUUCUGGAUUUUGACUGCUGUAGUUUGGCAAAGCCCAAUAUGUAAGUAAAUAGAAUGACAGGGGGGAAUGUAGACCAGGGGGUUCCGAUAACAUAUCCGGCGGAUAUUCCAUUGUUGAAGCGCAACUCCAAUGCCAAGACUAACAUCAAAGCACAUCUAAACAACACAAUACACAUACCGAUCGACUCGAACAGAUUGGAUGUUUUCAAGGAGGUCGGCGCUUGAUGUAAACAAAACAGUGAGUGCGUUCCGAUCGACUAUUAUUUACCGUUCUCGCAUCGUUCGAAAACAUGGCAGAUACCGCAGCUCCCGCGAAAAAGGUUUCCAAGCCCAAGGUGCCCGCAGCGCACCCAAAAUACAUCGACAUGAUCAAGGCUGCCCUCGGGUCACUGAAAGAGCGUGGUGGAUCUUCUAAACAAGCCAUUCUUAAGCACCUGAUGGCCAAUUAUAAAGUGGGUAAUGACGUCAACUCCAUCAAUGCCCACCUCAAAAUGGCCCUUAAGAAUGGAGUCAAAAAGGGUGCUUUGAAGCAAGCCAAGGGUAAAGGUGCCAGUGGCUCCUUCAAGCUUGGAGAUAAGCCCAAGGCUGAGCAGAAGCCUAAAGCCAAGAAAGUAGCCAAACCAAAGGCUGCCAAACCUAAGAAGGCUGCUGCCAAGCCCAAGAAGGCGGCCGUAGAGAAAAAAGUGAAGAAGACGCCAAAGAAACCAGCCGCACCCAAGAAGGCCGCCCGUAAGAGCGCCCCAGCCACCGGUGGCGUCAAGAAGCCCCACAGAUACAGGCCAGGAACUGUCGCUCUUCGUGAGAUCAGACGGUACCAGAAAAGCACUGAGCUUCUCAUCAGGAAACUCCCAUUCCAGCGUCUGGUCCGUGAAAUUGCACAGGACUUCAAGACCGAUCUGCGUUUCCAGAGCUCUGCCGUUAUGGCCCUUCAGGAAGCUAGCGAGGCCUACCUUGUAGGACUUUUUGAGGAUACCAACUUGUGCGCUAUCCACGCCAAGAGGGUGACCAUCAUGCCCAAGGAUAUCCAGCUUGCCAGACGUAUCCGUGGCGAGCGAGCUUAAUUUCACUCGUGUGACACUCAAAACGGCCGUUUUCACGGCCACCUAAUUCUUUCGAAAAGAUGCCUUCAUAUUGCUCUUGAUCAAGAAACUUGUCGUGAAUAAAGUAUGACUGAAUGACAUGCAUAACCCUACUACCACAAACUACUUGACCCAAGUCUGGUAAAUUUCUGUAAAAUAAGAAGUUUUAACGCAACUUCAGUAAUGAAACUAAAUGCUGCGAAUGUGAACACGUACAAAACAGUAGUAUACAUUGCAGAGCAUCAAUUGUAUAGAUGACAACAAAUGCACAUUGAAAAUCCUUGUCAGCAGGAAAGUACACAACAAACCUAGAGAAUAGCUGUAUAGAACGUACUAAGAACGCAUACAUAGAGACAUCGGUAGUCUGUAGUACACACUAAAACAACCUACCUUAAUUCUAGAAGGGUCAGAUACUACGGUAUUUCAUUCAACCAACUCGGGGCUUUUGAGGGCAUGUAAAGCAUGCAUUAAUAAGAGAAAGGGGUUCAAAUAAUAGCUAGCAUCAAUAGCGCACGGAGAAAAUCUAUAACAACAACAAAAUAUAUCAAUAAAAACCCAGAUGUAGAAAUAUGUAGACGUUAGGGGGGUCAUGAUUAUUCUGAGAGGUCAAUGAAAUCUUCACUUCGUAUUACAUUCUUGCGUAUAUAAUCACAGAACAUCGUAUAUUUCAUUAUGUUAAUUCAAAUCUUGUCUGAAAUCAGUAUUACACGUGUAACACCGUGUUAAAUGUGUGCAGUGCAGAAAUGUGAACUCUGACAGUAAUAAUAUAUCCCCAGGAUUGUUAUUUAUUUAUAUUGUAAUUAAUUACUAGUUAAUCUGUACACCCCCACCCCCUUGAGGGUCCUUAAUUGAUGAAUUAACAUGUCAUAACAUUUUAUAUCAGGAGACCAUACAUACAGUCUAACAAAGGGCUUGAAUUUCUUUUUCAACUUGCACAGAUAUAAUAUUUCUUAUUUUCAACAUGUUGAGUAGAAAUUUGCUUAGCUUGAUUAAUAAUGGAUUAUCUUUAUUAUUUACCUUUUCUCUCCCCCUUUUUUUGUUGUUGUUUUUUGGAUAUAGUAUAGUAGACUUUCACAGUUGUGAGCCAUGUUUUCAUAUUAAUUACCCUAAUAAAAACAAAUGCUAUUGUUGUGUGUUAAUUAAAAGGAAAACAAAACGAUGAUUUAAAAAAAAAAACAGAACAGUAACUAAGCUAGGAAAUCUCAAAUGUGUGCGUAGAUAAAAUAUUAUAUUGCUAUCAAAAUAAAUAAAUACUUGUAUACUAGUAUACUAUGCAAGAGAAAUGUAAACAAACACAGGUAGGCGCGUUUAGCGAGAACCAAUCAAGAUGUAGUUAACAGCGCUUCUUCGGACACGACAAUCGACUAGCCGAAGUUUCAAGGUAUUAUGCGCUCUAACGGGUCGUCAAUUAGGGCUAUGUAAACCAGCAAUUUCUCAAUUUGUCAGGUCAUUCAGCACUUGUCUAUUGAUCAGCAAUCAUGUCAGGAAGAGGCAAAGGAGGAAAAGGUCUUGGAAAGGGGGGCGCCAAGCGUCACAGGAAAGUCCUUAGAGAUAACAUCCAGGGUAUUACCAAGCCCGCCAUCCGUCGUCUUGCACGUAGAGGUGGAGUCAAACGUAUCUCUGGACUCAUUUACGAGGAGACCCGUGGUGUGUUGAAAGUUUUCCUUGAGAACGUGAUUCGUGAUGCUGUCACCUACACCGAGCACGCCAAGAGAAAGACAGUCACAGCCAUGGAUGUUGUCUACGCCCUCAAGAGACAGGGACGCACCCUUUACGGAUUCGGUGGUUAGAUACUCUUGUCACCGUUUGUGCAUCCCAGCGCAAAAACAAAACGGCCGUUAUAACGGCCACCAAAUUCUUUGAAAAGACGCCUCUAUGAAACGUUAUCAAGAGAAACGGUUACCCUGUAUUGUACUUUUAGUUAACAAAUUGGCAUACAACUUGUUAAGAAAAGGUAUGCACUUUGUGGUUAACAUGUUUCAUUUGCAGUGAAGAGAUUUCAAUUUGAUACUUGGAUUUCUUUUCAUAUCAAGUAAAUAGUCAGACUACACCACAA